CGCCGCCGCGGAGCCUAUAAUCAACUUACUCACAUGCCUUAUUUGGUAACACUUGGCCAUGAACCAUUUUCUGCAUACCGAGUUCCCAAGCUCUACUGGUCCUAUCGAGGCAACAUGCGUGGCAACUUAACCCACACCACAGAAUAUGACAGCCUGUAUCAUACGUAGCGAGAUAAGAGCUCGGUUUAUCCCAGGGGUUCAUGUCUUCUUAUCUCCAAUUGCAGCAUUAAUAUCAAUCAGUUGGACGACUUCCUUCCCCUACAAAUCUCGCCAAAAUGGCUGAGCUUAAAGAGGUCGACCCUGUUACUGAGUCCGCCAGUGUUAGCCAGGAUGACGUCCCCUCUCUUCACCAAAAAGAUAAUGUCCUGCUCCGAAAGCUUGGCUACAAGAGCGAAUUCAAGCGCGAAUUUUCGCUCCUAGAGACGAUUUCAUUCUCGAUGGCAAUCAUGGCUGUAUCAUGUGGAACCACGACUGGUUAUUCCUAUCCUUUACUUUCAGGCGGCCAUUUUGCCAUGGUGUGGGGAUGGUUCAUACCAUGCAUAUUCGUCAUGUGUGUUGCUGCUUCGAUGGCAGAGCUGGCUUCUUCUAUGCCGACAAGCGCUGGUUUGUACUAUUUUUCAGCGAAAAUGGCAUCGAAGGAACGCUCUGCUCUUGCGUCUUGGAUAACCGGAUGGAGUAAUAUUACAGGGCAAGUGACCUUGAUUUGCUCUAUAAACUUCAGUUGCACGGAACUCAUUACCACAGCAAUAGCAAUGGGCACGGAUGGCGCAGUGGUCUUGGGAUCGGGUGCAACAUUUGGCAUACUGAUGGCCAUCCACCUCACACAAGCGAUUUUCUGCUCGGCCGGAACUCGUAUUCUGGCCCGCAUGACUGUUGUGACUUUGGUACUCAUUCUGACUACAACGAUUGGGGCGAUUGUCUCCUUGCUCGUCUGCUCCGGCGAUCAGAGAGCCUCAUCGAAGGAUGCGUGGACAAAAUUUGAGAAUAAUACUGGAUGGAGCAACAAUGUCUGGGCUUUCAUUCUCGCUUUUACAUCACCGAUGUGGUCAUUGACAGGUUAUGACUCUGCCGCGCAUAUCGCUGAGGAAACCGCAGGAGCUGCACGCGCAGCACCAAUUGCGAUUUUGGUUGGGGUUGCCGGAACUGAGAUACUGGGCUGGCUUUAUUACAUCGCCGCUUCUUAUGCUACCACCUCGGUUCCAGACAUCCUGCAGACGAAAUUAGCGCUCCCUCUUGGUCAAGUAUUUUUGAAUGUCCUGGGGAAGAAAGGUGCUUUGACCCUCUGGUGCUCCAUCACAGUGUUGCAGUACCUUUGUGGAUGCUCACAAGCUGUUGAUGCUUCACGCGUCAUUUUCGCGUUUUCUCGGGACAACGCUCUUCCCGGCUCGCGGUGGUGGAAGCGCAUCAACUACACAACGCAAACUCCAGUGAAUGCUGUAUGGUUUGCGAUGGUGCUCUCUGCCAUUUGCGGGACACUAGUGUUUUCCACAGCAGCGUUCAACUCCUUGGCCUCGGCGUCUGUCAUAGGUUUAUAUAUCUCAUACGCGACGCCCAUAUAUUGUCGUAUUACCUGGGGGAAGGACAAACUACAACCUGGUCCAUUCAAUCUCGGUUGGUGGUCUUUUCCGAUCGGCUGGACAGGUGUUGUCUGGGUGGCAUUCAUGGUCGUCAUGCUACUCUUUCCAUACACACAGAUAGCCAACGUGCAAACCAUGAAUUACUCAGUAGUGAUUGUCAUGGCCGUCUUCAUAUUUGCCGCAGGAUCUUGGAUAUUCUCCGCGAAACAUUGGUUCACGGGACCCAUCCCGAACAUCGACGCGCAGUCUGACUCCUCAUCGUAUUCGGAGAAGCCAGAUAACACAGAGCAAAAUAGUCUGGAUAUAUAGAAUAUGUAUUUGAUAG
Messenger RNA from Suillus paluster, 1902 nucleotides. RefSeq names its product amino acid transporter. Gene Ontology annotation, cellular component: membrane. Lineage: Eukaryota; Fungi; Basidiomycota; Agaricomycetes; Boletales; Suillaceae. The record is from RefSeq and is a predicted model, not a curated record. The transcript has 13 exons. Bases 276 to 1886 code for a protein of 536 amino acids. Gene Ontology annotation, molecular function: transmembrane transporter activity. Gene Ontology annotation, biological process: transmembrane transport.